AGCUGGGAGGAUCUACGAUUACUAGUACUAUUUUGUAGGAGAGCUAGAGCGUAGAACUAACCCGUUACUCAGAAGCAGAAGAAAGACGCGGGCUGCAAAUGACAAAAGUAAUAAAUAGCCCAAUCAAGAGGAAACAAGACAGUACAGUAGUUGUCUCGUUCUGUAUUUCUUUCCAAAAAUGAGUACUCCGCCACAUAGAUUGUCUGCAUGUCUGGAGAUGAAAGUUGACGAGUUAUUCCUGCGAUUCAUGAGUGAGGAGUCCAACAUAGAGAAACUCCAGGAGAGCCUGGCUGCUAUCAAGUCAGAGCAGCCGCUUCCGAAGCUGAGCACGACGACCGGGACUGGAACGGCUGGUGAAGCCUCAACCGGGCGUGACGCCAUGGGUGCAAGCAGGAAGAGUUCGCCACCACCACGGGCCCCGUCACCCUCCUCUCCGGCCGCUUCGCCUAAGUCCAGUCCCCGGGUGCGCAGGGCGGCACGACUGGCUACUGCAGUAACUGCACCUAGCAUAGAAAUCACUGCAGAGAGUGAUGAUGCCAGUGGUACACGUAGCAAGAGUGCAGACACCAGUAUUUCAACUGCACAUGCGCCACAUCUCCAAAACAAAGUUGGGCUGCCGAGCAUAUUAGCAUCCACACCCGCAGAGUCAACGUCCACCACACACAGAAUGCUGUCGACGCCUUCAUCAUCAUCAUCAUCCUCAGCAUCAUCGUCAUCACCAUCAUCCUCAUCGAGUAUACCGCGAUUUUACUUCCCGUACGGGCGGCCAACAGAUAAUGACACAUGCACCAGUGCCAGUCUUUCAGAGAUCCGCGCCGUGUUUGAGUUGUCGGAUGACGGGAGUGGCAUGGGUCUGGCCAAACACGAGUUUGACCGAGUCUGCUCGGUGUGCAAUUUACCAGUUUAUUGGAAAGGUAUCCUCUUCCGGGCAGCCGGCGGCACUAGUAAAACGAGAGUGAAGUUCUCUGGCUUCUCGCAGAUCUGGAAACGAUUGAUCAAGCAGUACCAUGAUCCAGCAUCUCGAUUCGUUCGGCUCUCAUCGAGAUUACAAAGUGAUUCCUUAGUCUUCCAGGAUUUGCUUCCGCUUAUUCAGUGUGUCGUUGAUGACCACCCGGGAUUAUUCUUUCUGCGUGACUGCAAGGAAUUCAUCAACUCCUAUAUAUCAACGGUUGCAACGAGAAUUUUCUAUACAGUGAAUAGAUCUUGGUCAGGCCGAAUAUCAAUACCUGAGCUCCGUCGAAGCACACUCUUGUCGGUGAUUGAAAAGUUGGAAACAAUCAAUUCCAUCAACGAUGAGCUUGAGUUCUUCUCGUAUGAGCACUUUUACGUCAUGUACUGCAAGUUUUCGGAGAUGAACAACCACCGGCGCAUUCUAGACAUCCACGACCUGUCAGAAUAUGAUGAAUACGGGCUCACACGCGCUAUUCUAAAACGGGUUCUUAGUAAAGCAGUGCUUCGCUAUUCCAAGGAAGGCCUCAUGGAGUAUCCUGACUUUGUGUGUUUCAUGCUGGCUGAAGAGGACAAGACCACAUCAACAAGCAUUGAAUACUGGUUCCGCUGCCUGGAUCUAGAUGGGGAUGGUGUGAUUAGUAUGUAUGAGAUUGAACACUUCUACAAUGAGCAACUGGAUCACAUGCAGCGCGAGGGCAUGGAGCCAUUCGGCUUCAACGACUGUCUUUGCCAGCUCCUGGACAUGAUGCGGCCCCAAAAGCCAGGCUAUAUCACCUUGCGUGAUCUGAAGGCAUGUAGCAUACAUGCCAAGAUUUUCUUCAACACCCUGUUCAAUUACACCAAGUUUGUUGCUCAUGAGCAUCGGGAUCCGUUUACAAAGGACAUUGGCUCGAAUCAAGAACAACCGUCUGACUGGGUGAAGUUCGCCAGUGUUGAGUAUCUGGCAAUGGUGACUGGUGAGGACGAUGUACCAAAGGAGGAUGAGGAGUUUGACAAUGACACUGAAGAUCCAGUACUGAUGGCUCUGGCACAGUCCGAGGAAUCAUAGGCUCGGGGUGAAACGGUUACGCGUUUAGCUCGGCGGUGAACUGGUUUGCGAAUGGGUUUACCGAAACAGGUAUAACCCAUACUGGUACUCGUAGUGGCAUGCACCCUGUUUCCUGCUGUGCGUACACAAAGCAUGCAAGAUCACUUUCACACGCGUUGCAGAACUUCAACCAGAUUAUUGGAUCGGUCAGCUCUCCGCCUUCUCUCUUCAUAAUCGCGCCAUGUAUAUCUUAGCGCAUGGAAUGCUAACUUAUUUUGCACAUUUCAUGAAACUGUGGACUCAUGACUGGCCUUAGUACGGGCUGUGUGCCUGCAUGUACCACGAAGCAGUGCAGUCGACACGCCAUCAUGCUUUGACGCACUACAGUGUGUGCACGGCAUGACUUCUACACAGUGCAGUGCGAUGUACUGUAGCCACUGGAACCACUAUGCUAACCGUUACAUAAACUAGUUAACCAGUCUAUCCGUUUCACCCUGCCCGUGAUUCCGGGAUGUUUUGUCAAGCCUGUUCGAGUCUACGAAUUGUCUAUAUCGUUAGAAUGCCUCAGUUCUUGUUCUUGUUCGUUGGAAUGCACGUCUGUGUUGCACAGCAUGUUAGAGAUUGUAUGUAUUUUCGUGCUGCUUCUUGCUCGUAACUGCUCAUAUUGUUUGUAGUUUGCUAGUGCAAUAGGUUCACCGCUGUACCCAUACAACUGUACCCAUACACAUAGUGUAGACACUGUAGUAUUUAAUUGUAAGUCUAGGCUUGUCUUGACAGUCUAAGGUUGUGUCCAGUGUGUCACGUGUUGUGUACGCUCAAAACAGAACUGAACAUAAGGCGUUGUCAUAGUGCUGCCGGUAUGCGUUUUUUCUUGUGACGUGAAUCGAAUGUUGCUUUCCCUCCCACGCACUUCAUAUCGUGUCAGACCUUUACACCGCGCAGAAAAGUAUCCUCGUGACUUCUUUCAUCCUUUCUGUGAUAAUCUGUGCUUGAUCGUUUCGAUCAGAAGUCAAACAAGUCAUUUUUCUAUGUAACCAAAGUGCUGUUCAACAAUACAAUGUGCAUUGGAGAGCUCCUAGCACUGUUCGUCCUAUUUAUCAAACACAAUGAUAUAAUUAUACAGCUUUCUAUCACAGUGAUAUAAUUUAUGUCAGCCAUGUCCCCCUAAUCCCCUCUGGUGUCCACCCUCUGAUCCUGCGAAGUGAGUUUUGUCUGGACUUAUACACACGCAUACGCGUGCCAUGCACACAUGGACUUUAUCAUAACAAUAGUAUUAUCUAUUUCUGACCACACAUGCUCUACUGAAUCGUUCUCUGCCUUCUGAUUUUCUUGUCCGCUGCGCAGUAAUGCUGAUACAUGUACACCAUAA
Sycon ciliatum is the source of this 3347-nucleotide messenger RNA. Its product is annotated as serine/threonine-protein phosphatase 2A regulatory subunit B'' subunit delta-like. Gene Ontology annotation, biological process: protein dephosphorylation. Gene Ontology annotation, molecular function: protein phosphatase regulator activity; calcium ion binding. Gene Ontology annotation, cellular component: protein phosphatase type 2A complex. The record is from RefSeq and is a predicted model, not a curated record. The coding region runs from base 179 to 1999 and encodes 606 amino acids. The transcript is spliced from 13 exons. NCBI's taxonomy places the organism in Eukaryota, Metazoa, Porifera, Calcarea, Leucosolenida, Sycettidae.